This is a messenger RNA of Phyllotreta striolata, 974 nucleotides long. Lineage: Eukaryota; Metazoa; Arthropoda; Insecta; Coleoptera; Chrysomelidae. The record is from the annotation of a GenBank genome assembly.
AUCACUUUCACAUCGCAUCGAUAGCAUCUGUCGAAGAAAGGCUUCGUUGAUUCCUCUAGUCCUUUUGGAGCUGGCCUUACUGGUUUCCGCCAGGAUCAUCUACCAGCACCAGGAAGAGGAUGAUCACGCAGGAAACGAUGUUCAGUACUCUCAACAGUACUAUGGACUAGAGGAAGCUGAGCAGGAUGGACACCAAGAGGCCGGGCACAUAGCUGAAGCUCAUUUACCAGCUACAGAUUACGGCCAUCAUCACCAAGAGGAACACAUUGAUUAUUAUGCUCAUCCGAAAUACAGCUUCAAAUACGGCGUGAACGAUUACCAUACUGGCGAUAUAAAAUCGCAGCACGAGUCGCGGGAUGGUGAUUCGGUAAAAGGCCAAUAUUCUCUGGUCGAGCCCGAUGGGUCCAUUCGCACUGUGCAUUACACGGCGGACAAACACAACGGAUUCAAUGCCGUGGUGCAUAAAUCUGGACCGAACAAGCACCUCCAGAGGACUCUGGAGCACACGGCGCACGAGGAGCACCACCUGGUGGACGAGCACGGGCUGGGGGGACACCAUUUGGAGGCGGAGGAAGGUUACGAGGAAGAGCAUUAUUAGGUUCCCAAAAAUUCUUCGAUAAAAGUUGUUGUUCUGAAUAUUUUUUUAUAUUUAUUUCUAUAGCUGUCAUUCAUUUUCGUUUUAAUCAUUACGACUAUUCAUCUUCGCCAGUCAUUCGUUCAUUACAUAAUUCAUCUUCAUCAUUAUCAAGUACCUAUUAUACCAGUAUUCUAAUUGUUCUAUCGUGAUUUAAAGGAAAUUAGUCAUUUACUUAAUUGUUAGGUUUUCUGCUGAUGUGGUGCUUAAAAAGAGAACUGAAUAAACGUAGUAUGUUUAAAAUUACUUCUACAUUUUGAUAAUAAUCAUGCUUAUGAUAUAGCGUUACUGUUUCCGAAUGGUAAAGAUUAUAGUGUUUUUAUUUAUCUCUUAAUAUGCG